AUAAUUCCCCUUAGAAAGCAGAAUAAAUUCCGACUUAGAUGUGUGUUUUAUUCUGUCUCCCUUGCCUAAUUAAUUUCUUUUAUAUAAUAGUAUUCCUCCUCUUCCUAUCUCCUCAUCACAACUCAGCACAUAUUUCAUUCUCUCAAGCUUUGAAAUAGCCUAAAGGAGUUUUCUUCUCUGAUCAUUAGCAACAAGCUAAGCUGUCAUAUUCAUAUUGAUCAAACAGUUCAACCAACAACCAAACUCGGAGUCUUUCGUUUCUCUAACAAGGAUUGAUCUGAUUUUAGUUCUAAGAAUAUCAUCGAUCAAGAAACAAUGGCAAGGUCUGAGACAUACGAAAACGACCUCCAUCUCGAAGCAACUGAGCUCAGGUUAGGAUUACCAGGGAGCAAAGAGCCUGAAAAUCAAUCUAAUUCAAAUAAUGUGGCUAGAAGUAUCAAGAGAUCAUCACCUGAUCAACUUCCUUCGGAUUCCUCUUCAACAAACAAUUCUAGUGUUUCUGAUGCUAGAAAUGAAGAUUGCCCCCCUCCUUCCAAGGCACAAAUUGUAGGAUGGCCACCAAUCCGUUCAUACAGAAAGAACACCCUUCAGACCAAGAAAAGCGAGUCUGAUGCAUCUGGGAUGUUUGUGAAAGUAAGCAUGGAUGGAGCACCAUACCUGAGGAAGAUUGACCUGAAGAUGUACCAGAGUUAUCCAGAGCUGUUAAAGGCUAUGGAAAGUAUGUUCAAGAUCUGUAUCGGACAAUACUCCGAAAGAGACGGAUAUAAUGGAUCUGAUGUAGCACCCACUUACGAAGACAAGGAUGGUGACUGGAUGCUGGUUGGAGACGUACCAUGGGAGAUGUUCAUCACCUCCUGCAAAAGGCUUCGGAUCAUGAAGUCUUCAGAAGCAAAGGGACUUGGAUGCCUAUGAGAAACAAACAAACACAUGAGCAGAUUAUCAAUCAAACUCACAACAUAUAGAAUCAGCAGAUUAUCAAACAAACAAAAAAAAGCUUCUGCUCGAGGUUUUUUACUUUGUGUCUCUCUGAAAGAGAGGCUUAGGAACACAUACAGAGAAUUGUCAGAUCAGAUUUUUCUUUUUUUUUUUUUCUUCCCUUUUUUCCAUUUUGUUUUCUAUUUUGGUUUCUUGUGACCUUUUGGAUGGUUUUGAGUUUCAUUCUGGUUUUGCAGCAACAAACUGAUAACAAAAGUCAAAACCUGUACUGUUUUUUUAUACUUUGGAUAUAUAUGUAUUUGCCUAAGAUUCAAUUGUACAAAUGCAAAAAAUAUAGAUAUGACAGAAAAAAAGCCAAAAGUAACAAUGACAUUGUUGACAUGAUAUAUACUCUUUAUUCUGAAGUGUUCCUUCA
Chenopodium quinoa (quinoa) is the source of this 1351-nucleotide messenger RNA. Its product is annotated as auxin-induced protein 22D-like. Gene Ontology annotation, cellular component: nucleus. The record is from RefSeq and is a predicted model, not a curated record. Gene Ontology annotation, biological process: regulation of DNA-templated transcription. Bases 316 to 912 code for a protein of 198 amino acids. Gene Ontology annotation, molecular function: protein binding. The transcript has 2 exons. Lineage: Eukaryota; Viridiplantae; Streptophyta; Magnoliopsida; Caryophyllales; Amaranthaceae.